Vanrija pseudolonga is the source of this 1833-nucleotide messenger RNA. RefSeq lists its product as uncharacterized. The coding region runs from base 1 to 1833 and encodes 610 amino acids. Lineage: Eukaryota; Fungi; Basidiomycota; Tremellomycetes; Trichosporonales; Trichosporonaceae. The record is from RefSeq and is a predicted model, not a curated record. The transcript has 3 exons.
AUGCGCACAUCCUUCGCUGCCCUCGCUGGCGCCGGGCUCGCGGCCGUCGGACUCGCGCGCGCCGCCGCCCUCACCGAGCACAACUUUACCAUCAGCGACAUGUCCCCGAUGCUCACGUACACCAACGCGGGGGCAUGGAACGCGAGCUGGACCCAGUCCAACUGGUCGACGUGGGUCAGCAACGACACGCGCUUCGGCAACGGCGUCAGCAUGCACACUGCCACCGAGGUCGGCUCGAGCGUGAGCCUCAGCUUUGUCGGCACCGGCGUGUGGUUCUUUGGCUCGGCGGAUGGCGGGGUCAGCUUGCAGGUCGACUCCGGGGCGGCGACUACCACCACCCUGUCGCAGGUGGUCAACACCAGCCUCGCGGGCAUCGGCGGCCUCGACUAUGCUUACCAUACUGUUAAGCUCGCACUCGCGUCAGGCAGCUCGCUCACGCUCAAGAGCGUGGUCAUCACGACCGCCAUCGGGGGCGAGGGGGCCCGAGCGUCCAACACCUCCAUGCUCAUGUAUGAGGACACGCCCAAGGCCUACCUCAUGAACUCGAACAUUACGCUCAGCUCGCAGCAGGACUGGCAGAUCAUGAGCAGCGUGUCGCAGACCAUCGUGACGCCCGACUCGACGGCCGACAGCGUGGUCCAGUACCCGCGCCUCUCGACGCACUUCUCCACCGCCUGGUUGUCGUUCGCCGUGCCCGCCAACACAAGCUUGAUGACACUCCGCGGGCCGGUGGGGUACAACUACGACAAGUACAGAGUCACGCUGGACCCGUCGCCGCCGUUCGGGCCGGCCAGCUUGACCCUCACGGCGCAGUCGCCGUGGCUCGGCUUCCCCGAGAUCCUGUGGUUCGCGUCCAUCGACCCGACACAGCAGUACAAGGUGACGGUCGACUUCUUGCCCUCGGGCACGAGCGAAACCGUCACGUACUUUGACACGACGUCGGCGCAGUUCGUCGCGGGUGUGGGUGGAACCGGCGGAUUGCCAGGCCAAGGCAGCACGUCGGGCGGCAACAGCACCGGCAGCGGCGGCGGCAGUGGCAAUGGCCACGGCAGUGGCUCGGGGAGCAACAACAACGGCUCGGGCAAGUCGAGCACCAACGUCGGCGCAAUCGCGGGCGGGGCUGCCGGCGGCGCAGUGGCGCUCAUCCUCGCCGGCGUCCUCCUCUGGUGGUGCCUGCGCAAGCGGCGCAACAGCGCCCGCAACACGGGCAAGAAGCGCGUGGUCGGCACGCUGCUGGACCCGAAGCGGCGCGAGUCGGCCAACUCGGAGUUUGAGAUCGAGCCGCUCGACCCCGUCGUCAGCGCACACCAUAUGGGAUCGUACGCUGGCAGCGGGUACGGCGGCAGCGCGCACAGCCUGCCCGGCAGCAACGGCGGCGUCACGCCGCUGCCUCCCCCCAAUGCGCCAAACUCGUACCUCACCCGCCCGACCCCGCCGCACACGUACUCGUCGUCCCCGUCGAGCCCGGUAGAGGGGUACACGACCACGCCGGCGCUCGCGUCGCAGACGAAAGCCGCGCUUGCGGCCGGCAGCGUGGGGCAUGCGUUCAGCGACCACCAUGGCGAGGGUUACGGCCGGCCUCUGCCCUCUGCGCCGUCGUCCUUCUCCCACUCCCAGGGUCAGUACCCCCCGUCCCAGUCGUCGAGCAGCCACAGCCCUGUCACCCCGACCACGUCGAGCCAGGGCGGCAAGGCGCGCUACGCGCCGCCUCAGCAGCAGCAGCAGCCAGUAGUCAAUGUCGAGCAGGACGCCGGGCGCGUGCCUGCCCCAGCGGCGCAGCCACCGGCCGAGAGCGUGCCCCCGACAUAUGACCCGCGCUGGGCGAACGAGUAG